AUGUCCACUCAAUAUGCCAGCGAGCCCAACCCCACCGCGCUAGCAACGCUGAACACCACCGUUGGACCGAUCCACAUCGCCCUGUUCGCGAACCAGGCUCCUCUCACCUGCAAGAACUUCCUUCAGCAUUGCAAGGACAACUAUUACACUGGCACGAUAUUCCACCGCAUCGCAUCAGACUUCGUCAUCCAAGGCGGUGAUCCUACGGGCACCGGCGCUGGCGGUACUUCCAUCUAUGAGUAUCCCGAAUUCGAGUAUGACCCCGAGGCGCGCGAUCCGAACGAGCGGGUAGUUUUGCGGGAUGAGAUUCACAGUCGGCUGCGCUUCAACCGGCGCGGACUGGUUGGCAUGGCGAAAAGUGAGGACGGGUCAUAUGGAAGCCAAUUCUUCAUCACGCUCGCCAACACUGAUCGCGAAUUGACGGGACAGUGCACGUUAUUCGGACGAUUAGAAGGCGAUAGUAUCUUCAACGUGCUGAAAAUCGCCGACGCAGAGCGUGUAGAAGGCACUGAACGGCCUGUAUACCCGGUUAAAGUGACUUCCUGUGAGAUUGGAGAAUUGGGACCGCUUGCUGGCAAGUUGAAAGACCGGAAGACGACCACCUCGACCGCAGCUGGGGGCGAGAAGGCCGCGCCGAAGAAAAAGAAAAAGGCUGCGAAGGGCGGGAAAGUCCUACUCAGUUUCGGUGAUGACGAGGGCGACGAGGGCAUGCCCAUUCGGCCAGCGAAGCCCAAGUUCAACACCAAGCUUGUGGCGGACGUGCCUGGUGGGAUCAGCGAGACGCCUAAACAGCCACGGUCACAAACAAGCGAGUCUAUACAGCCACGCAAACGGCCGCACUCGCCAUCCCCACACCGAUCUCCCUCCCCAGAGCGCAAGCAGCGCCGCAAGACCCCCGAUCCCCAGACUCAGCUUCCUCUCCGAGAUCCGGAAUCGCCCUCCCGCUCCUCAACUCCUGGCUCUCCUCCGCCCAAGGAGUCCAAGCUAUCUCGCACCAAUGCUGAGAUUGCCUCGCUCAAGGCAUCCAUGCGCCGCAACGUGGAUAUGGGACCCGCCGACACGGGACGCAAGAAGUCCGCCCUCGAAGCCAUGAUCCCCAAGACCGCGACAAGAGCCCGCAAACGCCCACCACCUGGAUCAAGCACCGGUUCCAGUGCUGGUCCACGGAGCGCAGCCGAGCGAGACGCAUUAAAAGUUUUCAACGCCUUCAAAGCGAAGCUCGAGGGUGCAGAUUUCGCACCGUCACAAGCACAAGCACAUACGGAUCGGGACGCCGGGAAGCGCCCCGCACAGGAUCAAGAUGCGGACGAAGACGAAGAGGCUCAGCUCUGCGACCUGCAUUUCAUUGCGAACUGCCAGUCGUGUAAGUCCUGGAGUGACCCGGACGCGGCGGCGCCCGACGAAACAGAUGCCAACGACCAGGGCUGGCUCACGCAUCAGCUGCGAUUUGGCAAGGAUACGCUAGGCAAGGAUCUCAAGUGGAAACAGCAGCACCGAGAGGAUGUCGAUUCGUUGAUGGUCAUCGAUCCACGCGAGAAAGAGAAGGAAUUGGCUGGUGGCCGGAAGCGUGGUCUGCAGCGAGACCGGGAGAGGGAGAGGAAACGCGAACGAGCGGGCGAGUUGGAAUGGGAGAGAGACCGACAACGAUAG
Penicillium macrosclerotiorum is the source of this 1650-nucleotide messenger RNA. RefSeq names its product putative peptidyl-prolyl cis-trans isomerase (gene cwc27). Gene Ontology annotation, biological process: protein peptidyl-prolyl isomerization. NCBI's taxonomy places the organism in Eukaryota, Fungi, Ascomycota, Eurotiomycetes, Eurotiales, Aspergillaceae. Gene Ontology annotation, molecular function: peptidyl-prolyl cis-trans isomerase activity. Gene Ontology annotation, cellular component: catalytic step 2 spliceosome. The transcript has a single exon. The coding region runs from base 1 to 1650 and encodes 549 amino acids. The record is from RefSeq and is a predicted model, not a curated record.